UCGCUUACGAUCAAUCAGGCACAGGCAAGAGACUGAACCUAGGUCCGAAAGUUUCAGUUUCACGUUCCCCUUCAAUCUUAGCUUGGAAUUUGCCAAGGCCAUAGAAAUGACGAUCGACGACGAAAGCUCGAUAUACGUGGGCGGGCUUCCAUACGACGCGACCGAGGAGAGCAUUCGCAGAGUCUUCGAUUUGUACGGUUCCGUCGUCGCCGUUAAGAUUAUUAAUGACCAUAGUACUCGAGGAAAAUGCUAUGGCUUUGUUACUUUUACAAAUCCUCGAUCAGCAGUUGAUGCCAUCAAUGACAUGAAUGGCAGGACUAUUGAUGGGAGAGUUAUUAAAGUAAAUGGAGUGCGGAGUCGGGUUGGAAGACCAAACUUUGAUAGAGAAAGCUUUCAACGUAAAGUUGAGAGGGGCACUGACUGGGAUAGAGGUAGAGAUCAAGAAAGAGGUUAUGAUCGGGAGAGGACUCGGUAUCGGGAUCGAAACAAUGAUUGGUCUAGAGAGCGUGAUCGAUCUCGUGAUCAUGUUCGAGAGAGAGAAAGAGGAUAUGACCAUGCACGUAUUCAUGAUGGAGUAAGGGCUCCUUUCCUUACUAGAGAUAGAGAUGAGGAUGGAGAUAUGGUGGACAAUGGGCAAGAGCACAGCAGGAACCAUGACGAGGAUUGGGAAAGAGACCGUGAUUUGGAUCUGGAAAGGGAGUGGGACAGGACCAAUGAGCUUGAUAAAAGUGUCGACAAUGGUAAAGAUCAACAUUCAAAUAGACAGAAUGGUUUUGAUGUUAAUGGGAGUCAUGGUAGGGAAAUUUCACCUGAAUCGAUUGAUGAUUAUUAUGAUCGGGAAAAAGAAGAAUUUGAGAGAUUAACUCAUACGAUUGAUGAACUCAGAAAGGAGAUUUCUCAGAUGGAGGAGAGGGUAGAAGAGAAACAAAAACUUAUUAUGGAUUUACAGAUAGAAUCUAAGAAAUUGGAGGAUGAGUUGAUUGCUUCAAAGAAACACACUUCACACAAUCAGAUGCAGUUAACCAAGAUGUAUAAAUGUUUUCGGCUAGUGAAAGACUACUCUGAACGACUUAAAAGCUCUGAACAAGAACUCCAGGCUCUUGUUGAUACAGCAAAGCUGGAAACUGAUGCUGAUGAUGUUGGCUUGAGGGAUGGCAAUGCAUAAUGUCAUGGAGGAUUUAUGGUGGCGCACAUAGUAUUAACCAAACUUUCACCUGCAGACUCUUGUUGAUAUACCAAUGUUUGAAACUGAUGUCAGUGAUGAUGUUGACUUGAAGGAUGGGAUCCUAACAAAUGGCAAUGCAUUAUGUAAUGUUAAAGUUCUAGCUCUUGGGUGUGAUUCCUUUUAUUUCGGGUGCUAGAGUCAGUGAUGAUUUUGGUGAUGGCGGUAUGAGGUUUGCCUUUUGGUAGCUUUUACAAUUUAACGAUGUUCAUAUUAUCACUUAACCUUGUUAUCAAGUUGUCUAUUUUUUUGUUUUCAAACAUUGUGUUCUUUUACAUUGUCUGCAUUUUAAUGGGAAAGCUGAGUUCUUUA
This is a messenger RNA of Carya illinoinensis, 1534 nucleotides long. RefSeq names its product serine/threonine-protein kinase fray2. The transcript has 9 exons. The coding region runs from base 107 to 1165 and encodes 352 amino acids. Gene Ontology annotation, molecular function: mRNA binding. The record is from RefSeq and is a predicted model, not a curated record. Lineage: Eukaryota; Viridiplantae; Streptophyta; Magnoliopsida; Fagales; Juglandaceae.